UCUUAUGGUUAGAAAUCCAUUUGAUUCUUUCCCAUUUCAAUGAAUAUGACAUUACGACUUAUACUAUUGGAUUACUAAUUGCUUUCUUCGUCCAGGUCUGGUGCUGAAGGACAUCAUAGAACGCUACUUCGUGUCCCCGACGUUGCUUCGAGUGGUCCGCGUGGCGAAGGUGGGCCGAGUCCUGCGUCUAGUGAAGGGAGCCAAGGGCAUCCGAACGCUCCUCUUCGCCUUAGCCAUGUCCUUGCCCGCGCUCUUCAACAUCUGUCUGCUACUCUUCUUGGUUGUAUUUAUCUUUGCAAUCUUCGGCAUGUCAUUCUUCAUGAACGUCAAACACACUGGGGGCUUGGACUCUGUUUACAACUUCGAGACGUUCUUCCAGUCUUUCAUUUUGCUGUUCCAAAUGAUGACGUCAGCUGGGUGGAGUGAUGUACUUUCUGGCAUUAUCAAUGAGAGGAACUGCCGGCAGCCUAAUCCAGAGACCGGCGAUCCUGGUAACUGCGGUAACCAAGCUAUCGGUAUAGGCUACCUAAUGGCCUACCUGGUAAUGACCUUCCUUAUCAUUAUCAACAUGUACAUCGCUGUCAUCCUCGAGAAUUACUCCCAAGCAACAGAAGACGUGGAAGAAGGUCUCACCGACGAUGACUACGAUAUGUACUAUGAGAUCUGGCAGCAGUUUGAUCCCAAAGGCACACAGUUUAUCGAAUUCUCCGCUCUCUCACAAUUUUUGGAUGUACUAGAGCCUCCCCUUCAGAUUCACAAGCCAAACAAGUACAAAAUCGUGUCAAUGGAUAUCCCCAUUUGCAAAGGAAACCUUGUAUUCUGCGUUGAUAUCCUUGAUGCAUUGACUAAGGACUUCUUCGCUCGUAAAGGAAACCCAAUUGAAGACUCUGGGGAUAUAGGUGAAGUAGCACCACCUACAGACAGGCCUGGUUACGAACCAGUGUCCUCAACGCUAUGGCGUCAACGUGAAGAAUAUUGCGCUCGACUAAUACAACAAGCGUGGCGCAAACACCAACAGCGUAAAGACCUCUCCUCACUCUCUGGAGCUGAUUCCCAAGAAGACUUCAAGCAAGCAGAUACCGCCGUCCUGGUGGAAAGUGAUGGAUAUAUAACAAAAAACGGCCAUAAGGUGGUGAUUCACUCGCGAUCACCAUCGUUGACGUCACGGUCCACAGAUGUGUGACUGAAAAAGGCGAGUAAAUAAGUUGUUGCUUUUUAUCUACUAAAAGGAGCCAGUUGUGAACAGCUUUAUCGAAAGGCUAUUGGCACACAGUCGUUUGCUAAGUGAAAAAAGCUCGACUAGAGGUCCCACAAGGCUCUGAUAUUAAAUAUAUGUAAAUCCGCCGUUAACGAACAGUUAACCUCGUUGGUGUUGGCGGUUGGACCAUUCUUGCUCGGGAACACUUCACUCCUCAUGCCUUGUUGUUUAAGUUUACAGUCCAACUGUCUUCAUCAGCUUCCCGAUCUUCGAGUGCCGCGCCCUCUGUGCAGAUAUUACUGGCCUAAGUGAUUCACUAUAUGUUUAUUUUUGUAUUUAACAUUCUGAAUGAUUAUUAGGCCCUUAGUUACCCAUCUUGGUACUGCUGUUGGGUUCAAGCGAGACUGGGGGAUAGUCUUCGCAACUCUCACUCGUAGCUGGCGCGGAGGUGACGAGAAGCCUGAUGACACUGCCACCCAUGGCCGCCCACACACGCCCACGCUCACAGUAUUGUUAACACCCGGUGUAUGAAGCACCGACAACACCACAUCCCAUCCCCGAGGACGGCCAGGGUGUGCACCAGACCGAGGCAGCAGAUGAGAAGGAAGCGGAGUUGUGGGUGGAAAGCCACGCAGCGCCAUGAGGGGGUUUCAUCAUAAAGGAAACUGUGUACAUAGUGCAGGGGGCGGAGUGGUGCUCACUGAACCUACGUGAUAUGGAAAAUUCCCUGGACAUGCGCAUUUUCCACCGGCAAAAAGACAGUUCUUGACAAGUAUUAGAGAAUCUUCGAUCUGCAUAAUUAACCAAGUUCAUGAACUGUGUGAUACACAAUGCCUUUACAGGAGUGCAUAAUGUAAAUAACGGGUGCACAGUAUGGUAGAAUCUGUUCGUUAGGCGUCUUCAUGGACAACCAGCCACCCGUCCUCCCCAGUCCUCAUCCUCUACUCUUUCUCCUUCAACUCUUCCUUCACCUUGGCGCCCUGGUCUGUCCUUUAAUCUCAUCACAUUCAGCCUUCCAUUCCAUCCGUUACUUCUUUUAUAAAUCAGCAUGCAACUUUGCCCAUUCUUUGCGUCAUUGCCCACUCCUUUGUUUCAGCGUUCAUUUACCCUUUUUUUCUUCGCUUGACUUUUCCUUUGUACGUGGAAGGCACUGCAUGAACAGCCUGCACUGAGCCAAUUCCCCUGGCGCAGUGCAGUCGGACCCUUCAGUGACCCAGUCUCUUAGGUUAGGCUCAGAUCACGGGCUCAAUCACAGGCUCCGGAAUUGGGCAAAGGAGCAAUACUCAGUUGUAGGGAAAGCCUGCUUCAAUAACAUUGUUAAAUAAGGCAGAAUGGAUGAUCAUCUGUCCUCUGGGGGA
Molecule: messenger RNA, 2556 nt
Organism: Penaeus monodon (black tiger shrimp)
Lineage: Eukaryota; Metazoa; Arthropoda; Malacostraca; Decapoda; Penaeidae
Product: sodium channel protein para-like
Exons: 1
Coding region: 236-1183 (315 amino acids)
Biological process (GO): membrane depolarization during action potential; sodium ion transmembrane transport; neuronal action potential
Cellular component (GO): voltage-gated sodium channel complex; plasma membrane
Molecular function (GO): calcium ion binding; voltage-gated sodium channel activity
Source: RefSeq, a predicted model, not a curated record